Tarenaya hassleriana is the source of this 2453-nucleotide messenger RNA. Its product is annotated as flowering time control protein FY-like. Gene Ontology annotation, molecular function: protein binding. Bases 132 to 2195 code for a protein of 687 amino acids. The record is from RefSeq and is a predicted model, not a curated record. NCBI's taxonomy places the organism in Eukaryota, Viridiplantae, Streptophyta, Magnoliopsida, Brassicales, Cleomaceae. The transcript has 19 exons. Gene Ontology annotation, cellular component: mRNA cleavage and polyadenylation specificity factor complex.
UUUGAACAAAUUCUCCGCUCCCCCUUCUCCUCCUCCGAAAUCGCAGAAAUCAGGGUUUUAGGGUUUUAACCCUCACCCUCUGCAUUUUCUGGUUCGAUUCGGUUGUUAGGGUUUUUUCGUCGAAGACAAUAAUGUACGGAGAAUCGAUCCAACAGCCUCCGCCGCUGCAGCUGCAGCAACAUCCCGGCGGCGAUUUCUACAGAGGCCCACCGAUGCCGCCUCCGGCGAUGAUGCGGCCGUCUUCGGCGACUUCCACAAUUGUCAAUCAGGACUAUCACCAUUCUUCGGGCCCAACUCCGCACGACGCUCAUGGUGAUGGGUUUGGAGCGAAAAGAAUGAGAAAGCAUACGCAGAGAAAAGCCGUGGAUUAUACGAGCACGGUUGUGAAAUAUAUCCAGGAUCGAGCAUGGCAGCGAGAUUCAAGGGGCAGAACUGCUUUGCAACCAACCCCAGCUGCAGCAGUUGAUAUGUUACCCCCAGCUGCCUAUUCAGACAACCCUUCAACAAGCUUUGCUGCAAAACUUGUUCACACAUCUCUGAACAAAAACCGCUGUUCAAUCAACCGAGUAUUGUGGACUCCUUCAGGAAGACGUCUCAUCACAGGCUCCCAAAGUGGAGAGUUUACUCUCUGGAACGGGCAAUCGUUCAAUUUUGAGAUGAUUCUCCAGGCACAUGAACAGCCUAUAAGGUCAAUGGUAUGGAGCCAUAAUGACAACUGGAUGGUCUCUGGCGAUGAUGGGGGCACCAUAAAGUAUUGGCAGAACAACAUGAACAAUGUAAAGGCCAACAAAACUGCUCAUAAGGAAUCAAUUCGUGAUUUAAGUUUCUGUAAGACAGAUUUGAAGUUCUGCUCGUGUUCUGAUGAUACAACUGUUAAAGUUUGGGAUUUUGCACGAUGCCAAGAAGAACGAUCUUUAACUGGCCAUGGUUGGGAUGUGAAGAGUGUUGACUGGCACCCCACAAAGUCCCUUUUGGUUUCCGGUGGGAAAGAUCAGCUUGUAAAACUCUGGGAUGCUAGAAGUGGGAGAGAGCUUUGCUCUUUCCAUGGUCACAAAAAUAUAGUGCUUAGUGUGAAGUGGAACCAAAAUGGCAAUUGGCUUCUAACAGCUUCAAAAGAUCAAAUAAUUAAGCUGUAUGACAUUAGGGCUAUGAAGGAGCUUGAAUCCUUUCGUGGACACAAGAAAGAUAUUACUUCAUUGGCAUGGCAUCCCUUCCAUGAAGAAUACUUUGUAAGCGGGAGUUUUGAUGGAUCCAUUUUCCAUUGGAUUGUGGGGCAUGAAAACCCCCAGGUUGAAAUUGCAAAUGCUCAUGGUAAUAGUGUGUGGGAUCUCGCCUGGCAUCCUGUCGGGUAUCUUCUCUGCAGCGGUAGCAAUGAUCACACAACAAAGUUUUGGUGCAGAAAUAGGCCUGGAGACACCCCUCGUGAUGUCCCUACUCUGCAGAACCAAGGCUAUGGCGAACAAAAUCUGUCAUUUGGUAACCGUCUGCCCAGUAAUUUCCAAGCACCUGAGGCGCCACUGACUCCUGGAGCAUUUGUUCCUGGGUUGACGCGGCACGAGGGAACCAUCCCAGGAAUUGGAGUGGCAAUGCCAUUUGAUGGAUCCUCUCAAGGAGAACAUAAACAGCCUCUUCCAGGUUCGAUGCAAUUGGGGGCUCCUCCACUGCCACCUGGUCCCCACCCAUCUCUUCUUCCGAUCGGUCCACAACAAGGAUAUCAACAGAACUCUCAGCCGACGCAGCAACAACAACACCAAGGACUUCCCCAGCAAAUGCCAAUGCCACCUUCCAAUAUGCCACAACUUCAGCCUCCUGCACAUAUGCCCUUGCUCCCUCAUCCGCAUCUACCCAGGCCUCCUCAUGGUAUGCCUUCGCCAAUGCCGCCUUCUUCAAUGCCUAUGUCUCAUCAGAUGCCAGGGUCAAUGGGAAUGCAAGGCGGAAUGAACAAAAUGAAUCCUCAGAUGCCUCAAGGUCAUUUUAUGGGCAUGAAUCCGAGUAAAUCUUCAGUAGGAUUCCAAGGACCACCGAACGCUGGUGGACCUCAAAUGUAUCCUCAAGGCGGUGGCUUCAACCGUCCCCAAGGUGGGCAGAUGCCGAUGAUGCCAGGAUUUAAUCCUUACCAACCGCAACCUGGGAAUCAGCCUGGUAUGCCGCCGCCACCUUUGCCUCCAGGCCCUCCACCAAAGGGAAACCAGUAGCAUCAAUGGCCCGAAAAUCGAACUUGUACUGUUACAUGUACAUUUGUUUUGUCGGUAUACUGCUUUUACGAUUGUUGUGACGUUUUUUUAACUUAUUUUUCUUAGGGUUUAUGCUUGCUUCAGAAGCAACACAAUCACAGCUCGGUCCGUGCAAGGUAACAGAUUUAUUCAGAGCAACACAAUCACUGCUCGAUUCGGUUAUUUUUUAUUAUAGAAAAACUAUAACCAUUUGGGGUUUAUAUAAACUUCGAUUUGGUU